GACGAACAUUUCCAGAUAAACUUUCGGCUUCUGUGUAAAAAGUUUAUGUUAAAAAACGAGGAUGCAGCCCCCACCGAGAAAGGUAAGACUCACUCAGGAGCUGAAACACACUCAGGCCGAGCAGAUGAGCCAGUUACAGAUCAAACACCAGACAGAGUGUGAGCUGCUGGAGGAUCUGAGGACUUUCAGUCAAAAGAGGGCGGCUGUAGAGAAAGACUACGCCCAGGCUCUUCAGAAGUUGGCAAAUCAGUAUCUGAAGAGGGACUGGCCGGAGAGUGUGGCUGAGAAAUCAGCCGAUCACAGGAACAUGUUCUGUGUGUGGAGGGCGUAUUUGGAGGGUACAGUCCAGGCCACCCAGUCCAGAGUCGGCGCCUGUGAUAACUAUAAAGUCCAGGUCGGAGAUUCAGCAAAGACGGCCCGACUGCAGAAGGAGCAGCAGCUCCGGAAGUGCAUCGAUCAGCUGACGGCGAUCCAGGCUGAGCUGCAGGACUCUGUGAAGGAGCUGACCAAGAGCAGGAAGAAGUACCAGGAGGCCGAGACGAUGGCGCAGGCUGUCCGAGAGAAGACCGAGCUCGAAACCAAGUCCAAACUCAGUCUCUUCCAGUCCAGGUCAAGUCUCCACAGAGCCACAUUAAAGCUGAAAGCCAAGAGGAGCGAGUGCAACUCUAAAGCGACCCACGCCAGAAACGACUACCUUCUGACCCUAGCAGCUGCUAACGCUCACCUGCAGCGGUACUACACUACUGACCUGACGGACUGCAUCAAGACUUUAGAUGGCAAGAUCUACGAGCAGGUAAAAGAUUACCUGGCUUCACUUUGUCAGACCGAACUGGAAAUGUACCAGGCCGCGCACAACACUUUCAACCAGAUCCUGAGCAGCACCAACGGGGUCCUUCAGGAGUUUCACCAGCAGAUGUUUGUGCAGAAGAACCUCCUGUUUCAGCAACCUUCAGGCUUCCUGUACCAGCCCAUCGACUCGGAUACGGUGAUGCAGCUGCAGAGAGAAAGUGGAACAGCGGAAGAACACAACUUGGAUAAGGAAGCGAGGAAGUGGGCGAGCCGGGUGGCCCGGGAGUACAAGAGCAUCAUCCACACACAAAAGGCCUUAGAGGAGUACGGGGCUCAGGAGGCGUUGGAGCAGAACGGUGACCUCGAGACCAAGAUGGAGGUGGCGAGGCAGAGUCUUCGGCGGGCCGAGACGGUUAAAGUGAAAGCCGAGGCCCGUCUGGACCAGCUGAGGCAGGCAGGAGUCGCUGUGGAAACAUGGCUGAAGAGUGCCAUGAACCAGGUGAUGGAGGAGCUGGAGAACGAACGCUGGAACAACCUCAGUACCCACGAUCCUUCACUCUCCGGAACAGCAGAUUUGGAGCGAGAGGAUGAGGAGGAGAUGGAGGACAGUGGGGAGGUGCUGGACGACAGCAGCUCCAGCCCCUCCAGCACCUUGAAAAACUAUCCACUCACCUGCAAAGUGCUUUACUCCUACAAGGCGUCUCAGCCAGAUGAACUCACCAUCGAGGAGCAGGAGAUCCUGGAGGUCAUUGAUGACGGAGACAUGGAGGACUGGGUCAAGGCCAGAAACCGCAGCGGGCAGGUUGGUUAUGUCCCGGAGAAAUACCUGCAGCUGCCCUCCUCCAACAGUUUACUGAGCAUGCUGCAGUCUUUGGCUGCGCUGGACGCCCGAUCUCAUUCCUCCAGCAACUCCACCGAACCCGAGACUGAACUCCAAACCAGCUCCGCCAACGGAGACUCCAGUGUGUCCUUUGCCAAGGCCUUGUACGACUACGCCGGACAAACGGCUGAAGAGCUGUCGUUUCCUGAAGGCGCCAUCAUUCGCAUCCUGAGCAGAGAGACCCACGAGGACGACGGCUUCUGGGAGGGGGAGUUUAACGGCAUCGUUGGAGUGUUUCCUGCGGUGCUGGUGGAGGAUCUCUCCGGCGUCAGCGAGAACGGAGACGGACAGAGAGAAGGCAGCGCGCAGGCGUCUCCCUCUACGUUGGCGCAGUGCGACCGCUCCCCCUGCAGUCCCUUUCAGUCCGUGCCUCUCCACAGCAGCCCCCUUCAGACCCCCACGACGUCGUCUCCCGGGUCGAGCCCCUGCAGCGCCACAGCCUCUCCCAUCGGCCGACUGCCCUCCUACCACAACGGACACCUCCGGCCGCCUCCGACUCCACACAAGAGCCCGUAUCACAGUCCAGCACAAGGGUCUCCUCAACCUCCUAAAUACCCCGAGGGUGGAGCUGGCACCAUCCGACCUGUUCGAGCUGCUCCUCCGCCCCCGAAGCAGCAUCCUCGUGGGCAGGUGAAGCCUCGGGAGGAGGUGGAGAUCACGCUGGUGUGAGACCGGCUGAAGACUUGUUCCCAGAGGAAAUACAGGAAACGUCCCCCUGCAGCCACCUGGGGCAGGAGAGACCCCUUGCUCAGACCUCGUGUGCUGCGGAGGAUCAUUGUGACUUCAUCACUUUAGUCCCUGUUCAGUUUUUCUCACACUCCACCAAACGUUGGUGGCCGAUCAUCACAGGGUCCAACAGCCAGCUGCUCCGUCUGGACGUAAAACAUGUUCAGUCCCAUCAAAAAUCCACUUCGAGUGUUAAAAAUAGAUCAAGUGACAACUUAAGGAAAAAAAGUAAACUCUGGAAUCAUUAGCUUAUUAUCAACUCAGAAUAAUGGUUUAAUUUCCACAACUUCUUUCAUACUUUGAGAAAUUCUUCUUAACUCCAUUUUGAUCCUUGGAGGUGAUUAUUUUAACUUUAAGACUAAACAUGGAGCUCAUUCUGUCCA
Nematolebias whitei (Rio pearlfish) is the source of this 2778-nucleotide messenger RNA. Its product is annotated as F-BAR and double SH3 domains protein 2. Gene Ontology annotation, biological process: regulation of actin filament polymerization; neuromuscular synaptic transmission. NCBI's taxonomy places the organism in Eukaryota, Metazoa, Chordata, Actinopteri, Cyprinodontiformes, Rivulidae. The transcript has 20 exons. Gene Ontology annotation, molecular function: protein binding. Bases 62 to 2338 code for a protein of 758 amino acids. Gene Ontology annotation, cellular component: neuromuscular junction; recycling endosome. The record is from RefSeq and is a predicted model, not a curated record.